AUGGCUGACUUGUUCAAUAAAUUCUUCGGUAGUGGGAGCACUCCGUCGCACGCGCCAGCAACCGAUGCCGACUUUGCCGACUUUGCUGAAGCCCCUGAUCCAUCUCCGGUAUCCAUAGCAUCAGAUCCAUCGAUACCAUCAGCCCCAUUUGCUACCGGUACCGCCAAACCUUUCACAAAAUGGUAUCGUGUAUGGGAACGCACGCAGGCGUCCGACUUCUAUCUGGAGAUGAUGAUUGCGCCAUUCAUCUUGCUUAUUUUGUUAUUUCACUUCUAUGGAAUACGGGUCAAUCGUCGGAAGGCAAAGAGCUGGGCAACGGCGCAUGCGCCUGUAAUGCAGCAAGAGUUCGCAGUGAUCGGAUUCGGUGAUACACGUAAGACCCCGAACAUUGACGAAGCUGCCUCCCAGGGCCUGGCAGGCAUGGCGUUUGAUAUGGUUGUACCAGAGCAGCUACUCAAAGAGAAGGCUGCAAACGAAUUUAUAACAUACGCGACUGGUCGCCAGAACGUGGCUUUUAUGGACGUCAAACUUACGUUUGUGAAGCGAUAUAAUCCUAUCUUGCGAUAUGGAGAGAUAGCUCUGGGUUUCUUCUUUGAGAGUUUGCCUGCUUCAGAAGAGCGCAUGGAAGUCUCGAUAUACAAUUUCGACGGCCGCGAGUCCAGUUUAGUACCCUCCGCGGAGAGUGUGAAGAAAUCCGGUAAUUCAACCUACGAUGGCUUCGUCUUCGCCGUCGUCCACAAGAAUCUGAUGAAGCGUCUACGCGACGAUCGCUACGACCUCUCCCUCACAACCACUAAGGAUAAUGCGAAGCUACCUACUUGGGCAACCGUUAUGAGUGAGAGCGCGGAAAUCACAGACACACUAUUGACCGCGGACUUGAUUAAAGCCAUUGAAACGGCCGGCGAAGAGAAUUUUGAAGCCAUCAUUAUCACAGACAUGCCAAUAGACCAACCGAAGAAGCUCGACGAGCUCGUGCCCAAGAAGCGCACUACUCUGUCCCUUCGAAUUCCUUCCAAUGAUAAAUACAGCGCCCACCUACCACUGUUUCAAUCUGCCAUCCGCAUAGUGGAUUCUCUAGUCUCAGGUGGUCGCUUCCGCGCCGAAGCCCUACGCCGUGUGAAGCAAACACGCGAAGACGAAAUGAAGAAGAUUCGUAAGAUUGACGACUCGGAGAAAGCCGAAGAGCGUAAACUCAAGGCGGAUAAAGAAAAGAAGGAGAAGCGUGAUGCCUCGCUGAAAAAUCUGAGCGCUGAGGAUCAGAGGAAGUUUUUGGAGAAGGAGCGGGAGAAGAGCCAGCGCAAGGGACAAAAGAAAAUGACGAUGAAGGCAUGAAUGAGCCUGUAGCUUACAGGGCAUUGUGCAGGACGUUGGUGCAUCAUGAUUGCGCUCACUAAAGCGAAAAGCGUCAGUCGUUGAGAGUGCCUUGCUUUUCUUCCGGAUUGUACUUCAAAAAAUUGUCAAUUGUAAUUGUAAUCUACUCGCAUGUACACAGUCUAGCGCUCAAUCAAAUCGUGUCCAUAUGCUCGUAC
Messenger RNA from Pseudovirgaria hyperparasitica, 1529 nucleotides. Its product is annotated as DUF1682-domain-containing protein. Bases 1 to 1332 code for a protein of 443 amino acids. Gene Ontology annotation, biological process: endoplasmic reticulum calcium ion homeostasis. Gene Ontology annotation, molecular function: calcium ion binding. Gene Ontology annotation, cellular component: endoplasmic reticulum. Lineage: Eukaryota; Fungi; Ascomycota; Dothideomycetes; Acrospermales; Acrospermaceae. The record is from RefSeq and is a predicted model, not a curated record. The transcript has 3 exons.